GGAAAUCAGAUGCGGUGCCGGUGUGCAGCCUUCCACUCCGCCCUGUUCCCCUGAAGCGCGUUAUCCCUCGCGUGGCGCGAUCGGCACCGUCCACGUCACGGUCGUGCGGCCGUCCGAUGAGUCGAUGGGACGCCGGGGCCCACCCGUCAUAAAGCGAAGGCCUAUAGCUGCCGGAAAUAUCACAUUUGAUUCGAGCCAGUCAGCCAGCCCCGGAGCCCUGGACAGCAGCAGUGAACUCGAGGCCGCUCCGCCACCUCGCCACUCGCCUCUUCUCGCUCUCGCCACCGGGCCAGGGAAGGGACCAUCCGAUCGGCUCCGAACUUGUUGAAUUCAUGAAAUUGUCUUAAAUCAUAGUCAUGGCUGGAGCUGCUGCUCUCAAUGAGGGUAUCCUUUCUUCCGUGUCCGAGAAAAAUGUUGCUGCUCACCCAUGGCAUGAUUUGGAGAUAGGACCAGAGGCUCCUGAAGUGUUCAAUUGUGUGGUUGAGAUUCCUAGAGGCAGCAAGGUUAAGUAUGAGUUGGACAAGAUAUCUGGUCUGAUCAAGGUGGAUCGUGUCCUUUACUCCUCUGUUGUUUACCCACAUAACUAUGGUUUCAUUCCACGCACACUCUGUGAGGAUAGCGACCCCAUGGACGUCCUCGUACUGAUGCAGGAACAAGUUGUCCCUGGGUGUUUUCUGCGAGCUCGUGCUAUUGGGCUCAUGCCUAUGAUCGAUCAGGGUGAGAAAGAUGAUAAGAUCAUAGCUGUCUGUGCUGAUGACCCUGAAUUCCGUCACUACAAGGACAUCUCGGACCUCCCCCCGCAUCGCCUUCAAGAGAUCCGCCGCUUUUUUGAAGAUUAUAAAAAGAAUGAAAACAAAGAAGUUGCAGUGAAUGAUUUCCUCCCAGCCGAAGAUGCCAUCAAAGCAAUCGAGCACUCGAUGGACCUGUAUGGCUCGUACGUCAUGGAAAGCCUGAGGAGGUGAUCUGCUGCUGCUUGAUUGUGGAUGCUACGUAAUUUUCUCAACAGCUCAUCGAGAGUACCGUAGUCCGUAGUACGGCAAAUGUUAACACGCACGAACUGGAAUCAUGACCAAGGGAUAUUACCUUCUGUUCAUGCUGAAACGAUCAGCAGUUUCUUUCUUUGCAUCAUAUGCCACGUCAAAUCAAGGCACUUGCCUCUGAAAUCUUUGUGGUCAAGUCAAACCAGCACUUCGACAGAACGAUUGAUGGAUGCCUCAUGCCUGUAUUACUGUUACAUAAAUGUCCAUUUGCUCAACUUCAUUUCUUA
Zea mays is the source of this 1267-nucleotide messenger RNA. RefSeq lists its product as uncharacterized. The coding region runs from base 357 to 962 and encodes 201 amino acids. Gene Ontology annotation, molecular function: magnesium ion binding; inorganic diphosphate phosphatase activity. Gene Ontology annotation, biological process: phosphate-containing compound metabolic process. Gene Ontology annotation, cellular component: cytoplasm. The transcript is spliced from 9 exons. Lineage: Eukaryota; Viridiplantae; Streptophyta; Magnoliopsida; Poales; Poaceae. The record is from RefSeq and is a predicted model, not a curated record.